Molecule: messenger RNA, 2496 nt
Organism: Melospiza melodia melodia
Lineage: Eukaryota; Metazoa; Chordata; Aves; Passeriformes; Passerellidae
Gene: SYCP2L
Product: synaptonemal complex protein 2 like
Exons: 32
Coding region: 1-2496 (831 amino acids)
Biological process (GO): meiotic nuclear division; mitotic G1 phase
Cellular component (GO): condensed chromosome, centromeric region; lateral element
Source: RefSeq, a predicted model, not a curated record
AUGUUACUGCUUGAAGACUUCUUUGAUUCUGCACUGGUGAUUUGCAAAUGCAGUAAUGAAGGGAUGAAAGAGCUAGUGAAUUUAUUUUUGCCUGAACUAGGGCGCCUAGUGACAGAAGCAAAUCUUUGCUGCUCUCUGCACCUGGAGGCCUUGAGGACCCUCAACUCUAUACUUGACAGUCUCCCACGGGAGGAGAGAAAGAAGUUCCCUCUCUCUGAGGAGAUGUGCUCUCUCACGAAAGACCUUGCAAAAACUAUACUGGAGGUUGGUGAUUAUGACCUUCAGGUUGCCCUUUCAGAAGCACUUUGUAGGCUAAUAAUAAAAAAAUGGAGGGAUGACCUUGUUCACCAAUGGUUUGAAGAUAAGUAUCUUGCUGAAGCUUUCAAAGAGAUCAAGGAUCGAGAAUUUGAGACGGACUGCAGAAAAUUUCUUAAUCUCCUAAAUGAAAGGCUUGGAGAUAAAAGAAGGGUCUACUCAUUUCCUUGCAUAUCUGCUUUUGCUGACAUGAAUGAGGCAAAGAAGCCAUCGGAUGAGAAACUGGAGGAGUUUUGGAUUGACUUCAAUGCUGGCAGCCAGAGUGUGACUUUCUAUGUGGAUUGUGAUGAGGGAGCUCUUUGGGACUCUGUGAGGCUGUCAAAAGAAAAUGUCAACACUUACAGUGUGAAGGAGAAGGAUAGAAAAAAGAUUGUUAAAAUUUUUAUGAAGAUACCCACUGUUAUUAACAAAACAGAAGCAAUAAAAUUUAAACUGGUUUUCAGUGAUGAGCUUGAAAUAUUAGCUGUACUUAGAAAAGUCCUGGGAGAUGAAAGACUGAUGAUAUUUGAGUCUGAAGAUGAGAUUGUCCAUUCUGGGAAGGAAGCUAUGCAGAAUGAAGCAGAAACACCCGCGCCCUCUAACGCACAGACGAGGAAAGAUCCUUCAAACUCUGAAAAUGUGGAGACUCAGAAAGACAACUCAGCCUCUCAGCACAGACAGCAGCUAACAGGGACUAAAAUGGUCAACUCUGGUGUUGCCAUGGUUACAGUGAGCCAGCAGACUGACCUGGAAGAUGCUAACCAAGAAAAAACCUCCAAAACUCCAUCUUCAGGGAUGAAAGCUAAGCCUAGUGAGAAGCCCCUAGAAGAAGAACCCAUGGAUGAGCAGAUACCAAAGAUCCUGCAACUCUCUCCUUUUCCAAGGGAUGUUACCAGCAAAAAGAGAAACAGGAGAUCAAGUUUGGCCAAGAAGAGGGCUGAAGGCAGGAAGGAAGUCUAUGACUUUGAAAACUCAGACUCCUCAAGUCGUGAAAAGGUUGCUGAAGCCAAAGGAAAGAUUCUUGCCCAGAAAACUUCUUCACAAAGUCAGAGGACUUAUGAAACCAGAAGCAAGAGCAAGGAAUCAAGCACUCUUGAGAGAAGGCGGUCCAGCUACAGGAAACACCUUUUCUCUGAAAGUAACAAUGAAAAUACAAGCCCUGAUAAGAGUGAGAAAAGCUGGAUCCUUGACUCUCAGAUACAGCCAGUGCCAAAAUCUGCUGACUAUACCCGAAAAAGACCCAGGGUGAGAAGUAAAUUAAAAGUGCUUCCAGUGUCUUCUGCAAGUAGUGGCAGUGACUAUGAGUCAAAGAAGGAGGGAGAAUCAAGGCAAAGAGCUCAAAAGGAGAUGCUAAGGAAAAACUCAUUGAGCUCCAAGGAAGAUGAUUUACCCACAGUGAAUCUUGCUGAUGAAGUGCUCUCAGAUGAUCUUGGAGGGAGUCCACUGCUGCUUGGUGUGUCUGCCAGGAGCCCUUCCAGCGAUGUGGAAAAAGCCACACAGAAGUUUCAUAGUACACCUGGCAAAUUAUCAAGAGAGGAAGAAAGUAGCAAGCGGAAGGACUCAGAUAUACUGAGUGGCACUAUCAUAAAAAAGCCUAAGUUUUCUAGUUUGGAGAAAAAUCACUUGCCCUCUGAGAUUAACCAUACACCAAAGAAAAUUUCUGAUUCAGUAAAAGAGGAAGUGGAGAUCCAGAAAGGUCAGAAAAUGGAUGAUAGCCUAGACGAUGUGGUUUUUUCCAAGAUGCUCCACGAAGACUUGAGUGAUUCAGGAGUGAUUUUUGCCUUUGAAAGCUUUAUUGGCCAACUGAAGAAAUUGUUCUGGUCCCGGUACAAAAGGAUUGAGAUCAACACACAGGAUGCCCUGAGAUCUUCAGAGAAGAACUUGUCAGCCCUGCUGAACCAGAUACAUAUGUGCAGGCUGAAUAAAUUUGAGACCUUCCGGAAGAUUGUUGUUGAAGAGCUUGCCAACCUUGAGAAGGAUACUCAAAUUCUGGCAGCCAUGGAGAAGGAAGCACUGGAUUUCUGGAACGCGCAGCUGCUCAAACUCAAUACGUUCUACAGCCAGCAAAAGGAAAGAAUUGAGUCAGUUGACUCGGCCCUGGGUGAAACAGCAAAGAGUUUUACCGACGCUGUGCAGAAUACAACGUAUGAACUCUCACCGAAGAAGGAAGAAGAAAACGUGUUCAUUGUUCCUUCUGACUAG